AUGAAAAUCCAAUAUGUUUUGGAAGAACAAGAGGUUCUUGAAGCUUUUACUACAACCAUGGAAGAGCCUGAAGAAGGAGUCACAGCUCAACAUAGACUAGACCGUGCAGCUUAUGACAUAUGGAAGAAGAAGAAUUCCACUGCUCGCAUUACUUUGUUGAGCAGCAUGGACAAUGAUCUCAUGAAAAAGUACCGAGAUUACGAAUUAGCAAAGGACAUGUGGUCCGCACUUGCUACAAAGUUUGGCGAAGAACAGGAGGUUCUUGAAGCUCUUACCACAACCAUGGAAGAGCCUGAAGAAGGAGCCACGACUCAACAUAGAAGAGACCGUGCGGCUUAUGACAUGUGGAAGAAGAAGAAUUCCACUGCUUGCAUCACUUUGUUGAGCAACAUGGACAAUGAUCUCAUGAAAAAGUACCGGGAUUACGAAUUAGCAAAGGACAUGUGGUCCGCCUUUGCUACAAAGUUUGGCGGUACGUCCAUUACCAAACUUCGGUCACUUACUAUCAAGUUUGACACAUAUAAGAAAAAGCCUGAACAUACCAUGAGAGUACACUUAAGGCAUUUGUCAAACAUGAUUAGUAAGUUGAGAGAUGCAGGUCAUGUCCUAACUGAUGAACAACAGGUUCAAGCUGUCAUAAGAUCAUUGCCUCACAAUUGGGAACACGAAGAUACACUUUACCCACAAUGA
Pistacia vera is the source of this 690-nucleotide messenger RNA. RefSeq lists its product as uncharacterized. The transcript is spliced from 2 exons. Bases 1 to 690 code for a protein of 229 amino acids. Lineage: Eukaryota; Viridiplantae; Streptophyta; Magnoliopsida; Sapindales; Anacardiaceae. The record is from RefSeq and is a predicted model, not a curated record.